UUUUUGUUUAUAGAUAAAUAUUUUUGUUUUCGUUGAACGAGACGCGAUUUUUUUUGCAAAAAUUAACAAAUUAACAUUACAUUUUCCUUUAAAUAACGUUUAAUGGAGUACCUAGCAUAAAAUUGUAUAAACUUUAUUAAAAUUCACCAUCGCCGGUGACAUGGAAGGCAUGACCACAAAACGGUCGGACAGUGGCACCAGCAUUGGCAGCAGCGGAAGCACCGGCAGCUUUCUGUCCAAUGGAUUCGGGACUCAAUUCAUGACGGUGGCCCCUCCUCUGCUCAACUGCGAAGAUGAACUAAUCUGGCUCGAUAUGACUAAUCCCGCGUACCACAAGCCAGUAUACAACAGCUCAAUCAACGAGGCGAAACCCGUGGGCAAAGAUGCCAAGAACCUGAUCUCGCAAUCCUUCCGGCAAGCCCUCAGCAUUCAAGACCAAAAUGAUUUGCUGCGGGAACUGGAAAAAGAUCCGGAGCUGGUCUAUAACGUUGGGUUGACACCGGAUAAGCUGCCGGACUUGGUCGAGUACAAUCCUCUGAUCGCAAUCGAAAUUCUGCUGAAGUUGAUCCAUUCGCCACAGAUAACAGAGUAUUUCAACGUACUGGUGAACAUGGAAAUGUCGCUCCACUCGAUGGAGGUGGUCAAUCGGCUUACGACGCUUGUAGAGCUACCCACCGAGUUCAUCCAUCUGUACAUCAGCAACUGCAUUUCGUCAUGCGAGGCUAUCAAGGAUCGCUAUCUGCAGAACCGAUUGGUUCGAUUGGUAUGUGUGUUUCUGCAAAGUUUGAUUCGCAAUCGGAUUAUUGAAACGAGCGAGCUUUGCAUCGAGCUGGAAGCGUUUUGCGUAGAGUUCAGUCGCAUACGGGAAGCGGCAGCUCUGUACCGAUUGUUGAAGCAGCUUGAAACGGAAUCGAACUCGGUUAGUAAAGUGAAAUGAAGAAUUAUUGAACAGAA
This is a messenger RNA of Aedes albopictus (Asian tiger mosquito), 954 nucleotides long. RefSeq names its product CCR4-NOT transcription complex subunit 11 (gene Not11). The record is from RefSeq and is a predicted model, not a curated record. NCBI's taxonomy places the organism in Eukaryota, Metazoa, Arthropoda, Insecta, Diptera, Culicidae. Gene Ontology annotation, cellular component: CCR4-NOT complex. The transcript has 2 exons. Bases 161 to 937 code for a protein of 258 amino acids.